Messenger RNA from Vicia villosa (hairy vetch), 1189 nucleotides. Its product is annotated as expansin-A10-like. The coding region runs from base 115 to 876 and encodes 253 amino acids. The record is from RefSeq and is a predicted model, not a curated record. Lineage: Eukaryota; Viridiplantae; Streptophyta; Magnoliopsida; Fabales; Fabaceae. Gene Ontology annotation, cellular component: extracellular region. Gene Ontology annotation, biological process: plant-type cell wall organization. The transcript has 3 exons.
CUUAAAUUUCCUAUAUAAACCAAACCAAACCUUAGAUAAUGCAUUAAGCACCACCAAAUACUAAAAGCUCUUUCCCCUAUCUCUAAAGUACUAAGAAGUAGUAGUGUACUCACAAUGGCUUUUCUAGCUACCUCAUUCAUUUUUAUUCCUUUCUUUCUUCUUACCUUAUGCCUUAAAGGCACUUUUGCUGACUAUGGAGGUGGAUGGGAAAGUGCUCAUGCCACAUUUUAUGGUGGUGGAGAUGCUUCAGGCACAAUGGGAGGGGCUUGUGGUUAUGGAAAUUUGUAUAGUCAAGGCUAUGGAACCAACACUGCUGCACUAAGCACUGCUCUUUUCAACAAUGGAUUGAGCUGUGGGUCUUGCUAUGAGAUGAAAUGUGCGAGUGACCCUAAAUGGUGUCUUCCCGGAAGCAUAUUGGUCACUGCCACAAACUUUUGCCCACCAAACUUUGCAGAGUCUAACUCUAAUGGUGGAUGGUGUAACCCUCCCCUACAACACUUUGAUCUUGCUGAGCCUGCUUUCUUGCAAAUUGCUCAAUACAAAGCUGGAAUUGUCCCUAUUUCCUUCAGAAGAGUCCCCUGUGUGAAGAAAGGUGGAAUUAGGUUCACAAUCAAUGGACACUCAUACUUCAACUUAGUUUUGGUAACAAAUGUGGGAGGAGCUGGAGAUGUUCAUUCUGUAUCCAUCAAAGGAUCAAAAACCGGAUGGCAAACCAUGUCAAGAAACUGGGGGCAAAACUGGCAAAGCAACAACUACCUUAACGGUCAAAGCCUUUCAUUCCAAGUCACUACAAGUGAUGGCAGGGUUGUCACUAGCAACAACGUUGUGCCUAGUAAUUGGCAAUUUGGACAGACAUUUACAGGGGCACAAUUCUAGAAACAUAAGUUCAGUUUGUGUGUGUAAUAUAUUGCAUUGCAUUGUUUCCUUUGUUUUAGAUGGAAAGUGUGAGGGAAAAGAAGGUAGAUUAGGAGGAGUUAAGGCCAAAAAAUUUGGUCAGUAAUGCUGUGGUGGCAUAUAUGGCACCCGCUAGCUAGGCCUAAUAUAUAAUAUAUAGUUGCUUUUUGUUUUAUUAAGUAAUUGAAGGUGAAGGUGAUGGUGAUUUUAAUCGCCUUGUAUAUUUGAUCCCAACUAUGGCUUAAAACCAAUUUGGGAAAUUUCUCAUAUUAAUUUGAUGAUGAAUUUUAGUUUC